GCCGCGUUCACACCCUGGAACAGGUAGCAUCUCCUGGUCGUGUCCCGCCUGCACUGUGUACAGCGUGCGUGGCUCCGCUCUUCUCCACAGCCCGGGCUCCUCACCCGCCGCUCCUCUGGACUUGUCUGCAGCCGACUUUAUGGCCACCACGGUGCUGACCAUGAGCGCCAGGCUGGGCCGCCUGGACGAACCUGUCUUCACCCAGCUAAAGCCUGUGACUGGGAAUGGGGGGCCGCCGCCUAACCGAGGGGACCCCGCAUUUGCAGAAGAGAUGAAGAGCCCCAGACUGCUGCCUGAUGACAUAGUGCAGACCAGAUGUGAAAUGGAAAAGUAUCUCGUACCCAGUCCAACCAUGGCAAGCAUCAUGCAAGAUCAAAAGAAGUACAGACGAGAUAGCGCCUCGGGGAUCGACCAGUUCUUCAGUAAUGACGCUGAUGGACUGCCUUACAGUAUCAACAUGAACGUCUUCCUCCCAGACAUCACUCACCUGCGAACAAACCUCUACAAGUCUCAGAGGCCUACAGUCACCCACAUCAAGACGGAGCCUGUUACAGUGUUCACCCAGCAGACUGAUGCUUCAGCCACGCAGCCACUUCCAGAGUUCACCAGCAUCUUCAGUUCUCACCAAAACGCAGAUCUUAAUAACAUUUACAUCAAACAGGAGAUGCCUUCUCCAGAAAUUCAGAUUCCCGUCAACCCCCAGCACGGCCAGUUAUAUCAGCUCUUAAGUUCAUCAGAUAUGGACUUGAACUCCACGAGCCAGUCCUCGGUAAUGGACCCUAUUAGCAAUGCUUCAUUGUCUACAGAAUUGUCGGGAUUCAGCACCCUCCCCUCCCCCGUGUCACAGACCACAAUGAAGCAGUUUCAGGGCAUUCCCCAGUGUUCAUAUAACAUACACGGUCAGUUCGUGGCACAGCAGGAGGCCACUUACUUUCCUCCAUCGCCCCCCAGCUCAGAGCCUGGCAGCCCAGAUCGACAAGCAGAACUCCUUCUUAGUUUAAACCCCCCACCCUCCUAUGCAGCCACCAUUGCCUCCAAGAUGGGCAUUCACAACACCAGCUUACCUGCAACGGUCCAGAUGGCGUCUGCUCCCAUUCAGUCAGUCCGCUACAACCGCAGGAACAACCCAGACUUGGAGAAAAGAAGAAUCCACUAUUGUGAUUAUCCUGGUUGCACAAAGGUCUAUACAAAGUCAUCCCAUUUAAAAGCUCACCUGAGAACACAUACUGGAGAGAAGCCAUACAAAUGCACAUGGGAAGGUUGCGACUGGAGAUUCGCUCGCUCAGAUGAACUGACACGUCACUACAGAAAACACACAGGAGCCAAACCUUUUCAAUGUGCAGUUUGCAACCGCAGCUUUUCCCGCUCUGAUCACUUGGCUCUUCAUAUGAAAAGACAUCAGAAUUAAUCUGGAUUCUGCCAGAGGCUAUUCUUUACUAUGCAAAGUCGUCGUCCCCCCCUUACUGCCUCAUCUCCGUAAUAAAUUUCAAACAGUGGUCAUCCCUAGUCAGGUGGUCACCACAUAUCAAACUCUCAUCUCUGUUCUGAUGUGGACUGGUCUGUUAAGGGGGAGGGAAAAAGACUGGAACAAAAACAUUAUGUGUGUCUUGUAUUAAGCUACAGCAUUAUUGUCCCUUGAAUUUUGAUAUUUUUUUCUUCUAAUCCCCCUCCUCCAGUAUACAGUAAUUGGCAGGUUUCAUCUCAACAUACAAUGCUGUAAGGUUGUUUAGCAAUGUUUUGACCAAAGCACUGUCUUUACUGUUACAGUGUUUAGUAAAUGAAAUGAGGUCACAGAUGACUGCACGCAAAGGACAAGCCAUAAUAUAUAAAAUGAGAAAAAAGCGAAAACUAAUACUUGAGCAUGCAACUGCAGGUUUCGUUUGUGUUAUUUUUCUUUUUUUUCCUAAUGUACAGUGUCAUCUGUUUCCGUAAUGUAUGGGUAUAGCCCUUCCUUGUCCAUUGAAUUUUUAAUUUGAAAGCUAAUUCCCCAAAUAUUUCAGAAUGUAGCCUUAAGAAUCCUGCACUGAUGUCUUGAAACUAAUUUUAUUUAUACAUAUAUUAAUGUUUUUUUGUUUUUUUUUAUAUACCAGUGUCUGUCUCAUCCUGUUUAAUAGCGUUUUUUUUUUUUUUUUUUUUCACUUUUGUCAAACAGUUGGUGUUAUAAUAUUGAUAUGUUUUGUAAGGUGGCAACAGGUGUUUGGUUCUUUUUAUUUUUAUUUUAUUUUUUUGUUUUUUAACAAGACAUUUUUGCACUUGUUCUGUCAUUUUCUAGGGGAUUUCCUAACUUACAAACAUACGUAUAUUUUAAAAAGCCAAAACACUAAAGCAAAAAAAAAAAUAUUCAGCAUUCGUUGUGUAGGUGGUAAUUUAUCUUUUGCAGCAUUUAUGUUAAUGGACACGGUAAUUUUUUAGAAAUUACUAUGCAGUUUACUUACCUAUAUUUGCAGUAUCUUUAAUAAUUGUAUUACUAAAAUAGAUUGGAUGAAGGUUUCAUGCAGCAGAAAUUCUUGCGUUGACAGAUAAAUGUUCAAGAAUAAAAAGAAAAUAAAAUUAAACGGAAAAGGGUUUCACUAUAAAAAAAAGCUGUAUUUUCUUGUCUAUUUAUUUUUUUGGUUCAUGUUUUUUUUAUUGUAAAAUUGCUACUGUAUUUUAGCUACUUUGAAUAAAUUAACAUUAUUGUAGUCUUUUAAUUGUACUUUGACAACCUGUAAAUACAUUACAAAUGUAAAUAAUUUUGUACAACACUUUGAUUGUUUAUACAAAAGAUGUGCACAUUUUUGUUGCUUUAUUGCCUUGUAUUUUUAUAUUUG
This is a messenger RNA of Bufo bufo (common toad), 2810 nucleotides long. It is a transcript of the gene KLF5, whose product is annotated as Kruppel like factor 5. NCBI's taxonomy places the organism in Eukaryota, Metazoa, Chordata, Amphibia, Anura, Bufonidae. Bases 140 to 1408 code for a protein of 422 amino acids. The record is from RefSeq and is a predicted model, not a curated record. The transcript is spliced from 4 exons. Gene Ontology annotation, molecular function: DNA-binding transcription factor activity, RNA polymerase II-specific; RNA polymerase II cis-regulatory region sequence-specific DNA binding. Gene Ontology annotation, biological process: regulation of transcription by RNA polymerase II.